UCCUCCGGGGCGGUGGAGGCGGCGCCGGCAGAGCCGCGAAGGCGAGCGAGGAGGCAGCGGAGGCUGCGAUCGGGCCCCCGAAGGCAGGCCGGGCCCCCGGGUGGUGUCUGGAUCCGCUGCCGGUGGCGCCGCGCUGCUCUCUCCGGCGGCCUCUCUCACGCCCAGCUGAGGACGCCCGGCUGGGCUGGCCGGGCGGGCGGCCGCAGGGGAGGUUCCUCUCCAUGGUCCAGAAGAGCGGCAUGUCCCGGGGCCCGUACCCACCCUCGCAGGAGAUCCCCAUGGAGGUCUUCGACCCCAGCCCGCAGGGCAAGUACAGCAAGAGGAAAGGGCGGUUCAAACGGUCAGAUGGCAGCACAUCCUCAGAUACAACCUCCAACAGCUUUGUUCGACAGGGCUCAGCGGAGUCCUAUACCAGCCGCCCGUCAGACUCUGAUGUAUCUCUGGAGGAGGAUCGGGAAGCCUUAAGGAAGGAGGCAGAGCGCCAGGCCUUAGCCCAGCUGGAGAAAGCCAAGACCAAGCCAGUGGCCUUCGCUGUGAGGACAAAUGUCGGCUACAACCCUUCACCCGGGGACGAGGUGCCCGUGCAGGGAGUGGCCAUCACCUUUGAGCCCAAGGAUUUCCUGCACAUCAAAGAGAAGUACAAUAAUGACUGGUGGAUCGGACGGCUGGUGAAGGAGGGCUGCGAGGUGGGCUUCAUCCCCAGCCCUGUCAAGCUGGACAGCCUGCGCCUGUUGCAGGAACAGAAGCUCCGCCAGAGCCGCCUGAGCUCCAGCAAGUCAGGUGACAACUCCAGCUCCAACCUGGGAGAUGCCGUGACUGGCACCCGCCGCCCCACACCCCCUGCCAGUGCCAAACAGAAGCAGAAGUCGACAGAGCACGUGCCCCCCUAUGACGUGGUGCCUUCCAUGAGGCCCAUCAUCCUGGUGGGACCAUCGCUCAAGGGCUACGAGGUCACAGACAUGAUGCAGAAGGCUCUGUUUGACUUCCUGAAGCAUCGGUUCGACGGCAGGAUCUCCAUCACUCGUGUGACGGCUGACAUCUCCCUGGCUAAGCGCUCGGUACUCAACAACCCCAGCAAGCAUGUUAUCAUCGAGCGCUCCAAUACUCGUUCCAGCCUGGCUGAGGUCCAAAGUGAGAUCGAGCGGAUCUUCGAGCUGGCACGGACCCUUCAGCUGGUGGCUUUGGAUGCUGAUACCAUCAACCACCCAGCCCAGCUCUCCAAGACCUCUCUGGCCCCCAUCAUCGUUUACAUCAAGAUCACCUCUCCUAAGGUCCUGCAGCGACUCAUCAAGUCUCGAGGGAAGUCUCAAUCCAAACACCUCAACGUGCAGAUAGCGGCCUCGGAGAAGCUGGCGCAGUGUCCUCCCGAAAUGUUUGACAUCAUCCUGGAUGAGAACCAAUUGGAAGAUGCCUGCGAGCACUUGGCCGAGUACUUGGAAGCCUAUUGGAAGGCCACACACCCGCCCAGCAGCACCCCACCCAAUCCGCUGCUGAACCGCACCAUGGCUUCUGCAGCCCUGGCUGCCAGCCCUGCCCCAGUCUCCAACCUCCAGGGACCCUACCUUGCUUCCGGGGACCCGUCGCUGGAACGGGCCAGUGGGGAGCACGCCAGCAUGCACGAGUGCCCUGGGGAGCUGGGCCAGCCCCCAGGCCAUUACCCCAGCGGCCACCCACCAGGCCGAGUGGGCACCUUGCGGGCCCUGUCCCGCCAAGACACGUUUGAUGCCGACAUCCCUGGCAACCGAAACUCUGCCUACACGGAGCCGGGAGACUCGUGUGUGGACAUGGAGACAGACCCCUCAGAGGGGCCAGGGCCCGGAGACCCUGCAGGUGGCAGCCCCCCACCGGCACGCCAGGGAUCAUGGGAGGAGGAGGAGGACUAUGAAGAGGAGCUCACGGACAACCAGAACCGGGGCCGGGAUAAGGCCCGUUAUUGCGGGGAGGGUGGGGGUCCGGUUCUGGGGCGCAACAAGAAUGAGUUGGAGGGCUGGGGCCGGGGGGUCUACAUUCGCUGAGCUCUCUGGACCAUGUGUGGGAGAAAGGACUCCAACCGGGCCCAGAAGGUGCUGAGGGGGCUCAGCACAUGGCAUGUUUCCUGCCUCCUGGGGGCUCUGUCUCCUCUCAGCUGCCUUGGCUCCAUGUUUGGGGUUAUAUUUUUGCUGAGGGGGCAGCAUUCCAGCUCCUGAGAGUGUCCCUGAAGCCCCAGCUGUAGGUUUUUACCUACCUGCUGUGGAUGGAUAGGGAACGCCCCUGUUUCUGCCGUUCCCCCCCCCUUUCCCCACCUCAGGGGGCUCUCUCCCAGAGAAAAGGUGCACUUCCUGAACUCUUUCUACCCCAGGCGCUAAGUUAGGGUCCUAAACGCAGUGACCUGUUCUUUUCCCAACCCGGAGUGCUUGCACAGGCUAGGGGGCUUUUCCUGAAGGAGGACAUUCCAGAAUCUUCCCCAUGUGGGCUCUCUCUUCCCUGAGCUCCAGAUCUAGGAUCCCUGCUCAUGCCCACCCUCCCCCCAGCUUCUUGGCAGUGCUGUCCAACAGGUGACCACUAAAGCAUGGAGCCCCAGGGGCGGGCCAAAUGUAGGGUCCCCUGUCCUACCCCCCCAUCAAAACACUGAGAAAUGGGUUUUGGAGAUGCCGCUUCCCACCAUGCCCCUACAUGCCUUGCCUCAGCCUCCCCAGGAAUGUUCUUUGCCUGUGACAUUCUCCGCCUGCUGGCAUCAGAAGGGGGCCUCUUGGCGCCUGAGGCCUCCCCCCAUCCCUGUCACCUGGGUGUGGAGCUGUCGGAACAUGCUGAUCCGCCUCAUUUUGAAACCAAAAAACUGCUCCUUCACUCUCCUCAUGAGGCCCCUGAGAGGGCCUGGGGUAAGGCCCAAGAGAUGAGGACCACUGAGGGGCUCCUUGGGACCUCAGGACUCCUUUUGGGGGGUUGGCUGCUCUGCUACUGCUGCUGCUGCUGUCGUGCUGUCCUUUCCUCUUGUCAUCCUGUCCUCUAGAUCCGCAUCCCCGGGAGAGGCCUCGGUAGCCCCGUGCCCUGGAAUGGCCCUCGGCCUAGCACCCCCUAGCCCAGCAGCCCUGCCCCUCCCCAGCACCCCAGCUGGGCCAGAGAGAGCCGACUGUGCCAACAAGGGUGGGCCCUGCCGGCUGCCCGCCCCAGGGACGGGCCCUCAGGCCUGUCUCGUCACCUCCUGUGCCAAUGUCGUCCCACCCCCACUUGGAGGGGUGGGUGCAGCUUCCAUUUACUGGUCAGAUGACACCACUGCCCAACCUCUCCCCUCCCCACCCCGUCUGGUGUCUUGUGCCCGUCUGUCUAUCUGUCUGUCCUUCCCAGGAGAAGUAUUUUGCCAUCUAUAAACUGCCGUCCUGUCCUGACGGCUGUCUCUGA
Suncus etruscus (white-toothed pygmy shrew) is the source of this 3378-nucleotide messenger RNA. RefSeq names its product calcium voltage-gated channel auxiliary subunit beta 1 (gene CACNB1). Bases 222 to 2015 code for a protein of 597 amino acids. Lineage: Eukaryota; Metazoa; Chordata; Mammalia; Eulipotyphla; Soricidae. Gene Ontology annotation, biological process: calcium ion transmembrane transport; regulation of voltage-gated calcium channel activity; chemical synaptic transmission. Gene Ontology annotation, cellular component: voltage-gated calcium channel complex. Gene Ontology annotation, molecular function: high voltage-gated calcium channel activity; protein binding. The record is from RefSeq and is a predicted model, not a curated record. The transcript has 14 exons.